Molecule: messenger RNA, 1056 nt
Organism: Physeter macrocephalus (sperm whale)
Lineage: Eukaryota; Metazoa; Chordata; Mammalia; Artiodactyla; Physeteridae
Gene: MPLKIP
Product: M-phase specific PLK1 interacting protein
Exons: 2
Coding region: 6-545 (179 amino acids)
Cellular component (GO): midbody; nucleus; centrosome
Source: RefSeq, a predicted model, not a curated record
CUGAGAUGCACCGACAGAAUUUCCGACCCCCGACUCCUCCUUGCCCCGGCCCGGGUGUAGGAGGUUGGGGUAGCGGGAGCAGCUUCCGGGGUACCCCGGGCGGAGGCGGAGCGCGGCCGCCAUCCCCGCGGGACGGGUACGGGAGUCCACACCACACGCCGCCGUACGGGCCCAGGUCUAGGCCCUACGGGAGCAGCCACUCUCCGCGACACGGCGGCAGCUUCCCUGGGGGCCGGUUCGGGUCUCCGUCCCCUGGCGGCUACCCUGGCAACUACUCCAAGUCCCCCGCGGGGUCCCAGCAGCAAUUCGGCUACUCCCCAGGGCAGCAGCAGACCCACCCCCAGGGUUCUCCAAGGACAUCUACACCAUUUGGAUCAGGGCGUGGUAGAGAAAAGAGAAUGUCUAAUGAGUUGGAAAGUUAUUUCAAGCCUUCAAUGCUUGAAGACCCUUGGGCUGGCCUAGAACCAGUAUCUGUAGUGGAUAUAAGCCAACAAUACAGCAAUACUCAAACAUUCACAGGCAAAAAAGGAAGAUACUUUUGUUAACAUUUCUGAAAUUCAACUGGAAGCUUCAUUUGUCAGGCACAUCUUGGACAAAACUUUUGCUUGUAAUUAAGUUGAACCCUGACAUGGUGACUUUGAAUAAUUAGUUGUGUCUUCCUUCAUCAUAUCAAGCAUUUUUGGUGUUAGAGAAGACAUAUGAUAGGAUAAUUUGCAAUAUUUAGCUCUCUGGAAGUGCCUACCAAUUUUAGAAGGUUGACAGUUUCCAAAUAUUUAACAUUCUUGGUUAUAUAAUGGACUUUUGUCUUUUAAUGUUUUUCCAGUGUUUCAAAAUAAAACAUUUUGUCUUUCUAGCUAUAUUGUGCUUUUGUCAUAUGCCAAAGAAUUAUUAAAAUAAUGCUUUGUAAUCACAUAGUUUGAAUUCGUAAGUAUAUAUUUUGCAUACUACUUUUGAAAAUGAAAUAGACUGUCUUUUGUCCUGUAGACAGUUCUAUAUUUGUUCAUAGGGAAAGGGGGUAAAGGAAAAGAAUAAAGGAGAUUUCUAUUCAUAUUAUAA